Molecule: messenger RNA, 2121 nt
Organism: Equus quagga
Lineage: Eukaryota; Metazoa; Chordata; Mammalia; Perissodactyla; Equidae
Gene: PABPC4
Product: poly(A) binding protein cytoplasmic 4
Exons: 15
Coding region: 39-1793 (584 amino acids)
Cellular component (GO): cytosol; nucleus; cytoplasmic stress granule
Molecular function (GO): poly(U) RNA binding; mRNA 3'-UTR binding; poly(A) binding
Source: RefSeq, a predicted model, not a curated record
UGUGUCUUUCUCUUGCAGCCGAGCGGGCCUUGGAUACCAUGAACUUUGAUGUGAUUAAGGGAAAGCCAAUCCGGAUCAUGUGGUCUCAGAGGGAUCCCUCUUUGAGAAAAUCUGGUGUGGGGAACGUCUUCAUCAAGAACCUGGACAAAUCUAUAGAUAACAAGGCACUUUAUGAUACUUUCUCUGCUUUUGGAAACAUUCUGUCCUGCAAGGUGGUGUGUGAUGAGAACGGCUCUAAGGGUUAUGCCUUUGUCCACUUCGAGACCCAAGAGGCUGCCGACAAGGCCAUCGAGAAGAUGAACGGCAUGCUCCUCAAUGACCGCAAAGUGUUUGUGGGCAGAUUCAAGUCUCGAAAAGAGCGAGAAGCUGAGCUUGGAGCCAAAGCCAAGGAAUUCACCAAUGUUUACAUAAAAAACUUUGGGGAAGAGGUGGAUGAUGAGAGUCUGAAAGAGCUAUUCAGCCAGUUUGGUAAGACCCUAAGUGUCAAGGUGAUGAGAGAUCCCAGUGGGAAAUCCAAAGGAUUUGGCUUUGUGAGUUAUGAAAAACACGAGGAUGCCAAUAAGGCUGUGGAAGAGAUGAAUGGAAAAGAAAUCAGUGGGAAAGUCAUUUUUGUAGGCCGUGCACAGAAGAAAGUGGAACGGCAGGCUGAGUUAAAACGGAAAUUUGAACAGCUGAAGCAGGAGAGAAUUAGUCGAUAUCAGGGGGUAAAUCUUUACAUUAAGAACCUGGAUGACACCAUUGAUGAUGAGAAGUUAAGGAAAGAGUUUUCUCCUUUUGGAUCGAUCACCAGUGCUAAGGUAAUGCUGGAGGAUGGGAGAAGCAAAGGGUUCGGCUUUGUCUGCUUCUCAUCUCCGGAAGAGGCAACUAAAGCAGUCACUGAAAUGAAUGGACGCAUCGUGGGCUCCAAGCCACUGUAUGUUGCCCUGGCCCAGAGGAAGGAAGAGAGAAAGGCUCACCUGACCAACCAGUAUAUGCAGCGAGUAGCUGGGAUGAGAGCACUCCCUGCCAAUGCCAUCUUAAAUCAGUUCCAGCCUGCAGCUGGUGGCUACUUCGUGCCAGCAGUUCCACAGGCUCAGGGAAGACCUCCAUAUUAUACACCUAACCAGUUAGCACAGAUGAGGCCUAAUCCACGCUGGCAGCAAGGCUUCCAAGGAAUGCCAAGUGCUAUACGCCAAUCUGGGCCUCGUCCAACUCUUCGCCAUCUGGCUCCAACUGGUAAUGCUCCGGCCUCUCGUGGCCUCCCUACUACCGCUCAGAGAGUCGGGUCUGAGUGCCCGGACCGCUUGGCUAUGGACUUUGGUGGGGCUGGUGCCGCCCAGCAAGGGCUGACUGACAGCUGCCAGUCUGGAGGUGUUCCCACAGCUGUGCAGAACUUAGCACCUCGUGCUGCUGUUGCUGCCGCUGCCCCUCGGGCUGUUGCACCUUACAAAUACGCGUCCAGUGUCCGCAGCCCUCACCCUGCCAUACAGCCUCUGCAGGCACCCCAGCCGGCAGUCCAUGUGCAGGGGCAGGAGCCCCUGACCGCCUCCAUGCUGGCUGCAGCACCCCCCCAGGAACAGAAGCAGAUGCUGGGAGAACGUUUGUUCCCGCUCAUACAGACCAUGCAUUCAAACCUGGCUGGAAAGAUUACAGGGAUGCUGCUGGAGAUCGACAACUCCGAGCUGCUGCACAUGCUGGAGUCCCCUGAGUCGCUCCGCUCCAAGGUGGAUGAAGCUGUGGCGGUUCUGCAGGCUCAUCACGCCAAGAAGGAAGCUGCCCAGAAGGUGGGCGCUGUCGCUGCUGCUACCUCCUAGACAAGGAAAAACCGAUUUCAAAGCCAAAUAACCCCUUAUGGAAUUCAGCUCAAGGUUUGAAGACUUCCUAGCUUGUCCUAUGGACCUCAACACCACGAACCACAAAUUGCAAAUUUAAUAGGUCAUUUUGUAUCAAAAGGUCAAUUAUGAAGCACCUAGAAUUUUUCAAUUAAGAGAAUAUAUUCUCUGGGUUCUGCCAUGGCCCAGACAGUGUUAACGUUUUUUUUUUUUUUCUAUUGUGGGUUUUGAUUUUUUCCCCCCAGAAAUUGGUUUUAUUUGAUGUACCCAAGUCUUAAGUUUCUCAAUAAAGAAAAAAACCUCCAUAAAA